Molecule: messenger RNA, 3705 nt
Organism: Thrips palmi
Lineage: Eukaryota; Metazoa; Arthropoda; Insecta; Thysanoptera; Thripidae
Product: protein fork head-like
Exons: 1
Coding region: 317-1645 (442 amino acids)
Biological process (GO): regulation of transcription by RNA polymerase II; cell differentiation; anatomical structure morphogenesis
Molecular function (GO): protein domain specific binding; DNA-binding transcription factor activity, RNA polymerase II-specific; RNA polymerase II cis-regulatory region sequence-specific DNA binding
Source: RefSeq, a predicted model, not a curated record
GGUAAGCUAAAUAGUGCGACCCCGGACCCGGACCCCCUCCUCGCUGGCCAAACACGGGAGGCUGGCUCGGCCCGACUCACGGACUCGGCCCUCGCGCAUCCCGGGCCAAGUCCGCCGCAUCGUUAGAAAAGUCGUGUUUGUUUUCCCAAUCAGUGCUACCCGCCAGUGCCGCCCAGCCCAGUGCGUGCCGCGGGGCGCGGGGCGUGCGUCCAGUGCGUUCGCGUGUGGUGCGUUGGCCGCGCGGGCCUGUGCGCGUGUGCUCGGAUUCGACAUGAAGUGUUGUGACUAGUGAUCUUGUGCUCUGGAUGCGGCUCCCAUGUUGUCGCAGAAGUUGUACGGCGUGGACGCGGCCGUGAGCAGCGCCAUGAGCCCCGCCAUGAGCCCCGCCAUGAGCUCGGCGAUGACGCCGUCCUACUCCUCCAUGUCCGUCAUGAGCAGGGCCUGCACGGACAUGAACGCCAUGAGCUCCCCCCAGGGGGCGGCGGCGUCCUUCGGGCCUGCCGGGCUGCCCAUGGGCUCCAUGACGUCCAUGAACAACUGCAUGGUGGGCUCCAGCAUGCCCUACAGCUCGCCCAUGGGAGGCGUGGGCUCGUGCAUGAGCUCCAUGGGCGGCUACUCCAACCUGGGGCCCGUGACGUCGCUGGGCAGCCGCGGCGAGCCCGGCCCCGGGGAGCCCGUGUCCCCCAACUCGCAGCUGCGACGCGGCCAGGACAAGCCGUACCGCCGCUCGUACACGCACGCCAAGCCGCCGUACUCGUACAUCUCGCUCAUCACCAUGGCCAUCCAGAACACGCCGUCCAAGAUGCUGACGCUGUCCGAGAUCUACCAGUUCAUCAUGGACCUGUUCCCCUUCUACCGGCAAAACCAGCAGCGCUGGCAGAACUCCAUCCGGCACUCGCUGUCCUUCAACGACUGCUUCGUCAAGGUGCCCCGCACGCCGGACAAGCCCGGCAAGGGCUCCUUCUGGACGCUGCACCCCGAGUCCGGCAACAUGUUCGAGAACGGCUGCUACCUGCGCCGCCAGAAGCGCUUCAAGGACGAGAAGAAGGAGCAGCAGCGCGCGCACACCAAGAGCACGUCGCCGCACCCCACUGACGCCAAGAAAGAGGUGCCCGACGACCUGGUGCACAAGCACGCGCACCCCCACGGCCCGCACGGCGUGCACGACAAGGACCACCUCGGCAUGCUGGGCAGCAUGCACCCCAAGGUGGAGGACCCCAUGACGCUGCUGAGCCACGCGGCGGGUGUGGGCGCGGACCUCUGCGGCCUGCCUCAGCAGCUGCAGCAGCACCCGCAGCACCCACAGCACCCGCAGCACCCGCAGCACCCCCAGCACCACCACCAGCUGCAGCAGCAGCCGCCCCAACACCACCAGCAGCACCACCAGCAGCACCACCAGACCCAGGACGAGCUGGCCGCCAUGGUCUCGCGGUGCCACCCCAACCUGCUGCCGGACUACCAGCUCAAGCAGGAGCAGGCGCACCCCUUCUCCAUCACGAGGCUGCUGCCGGCCGAGAGCAAGGCGGACUUGUACGGCAAGCCCUCGGACCUGAGGCUGCAGUACGACAUGGCGCAGUACGGCUACAACCCGCACGAGAGCUACUACCACUAUCACCACUCGUCGCCAGGGACCACGGCCUUGUGACAGUACCCCCUGGCCUAAGGCCAGCCUGAGCCAGGCAGGGCCAGGGCCCACGGCGUGCCGUGCACUGCUGCCUGCUGCCCGGCCCGGGACCACCAAGGCGAGGGACCACGGACCACACCACUGCAGUGCUGUGUGCUUGUUGACGCCAGGCGUCGCCAGGCGUCGCCGGACUGACGCGGCAUCAGUGAUGCCCCGUGUGCAACGUCUUGCCCCGACACGUCACGUUUUUGUACAUUUUUUAAAAAAAUCAACGGGUGCACACGUGAGAAAAUUGUGUUAGUACGUACUUUUUUGCUGAUAUCGGCUAUGAACUAUUUUAAAGAAAUAUUUGUUAUAUGAUAUGUUUAAUUUUUGUUUUUAUUUUGUGUAAAUAUGAUUAUUUGAUUGCCGCUAGAUUUCAGUGCAAAUAUUACCAACUCUGUUGAAUUCCAUUUUCUGUAUACGUUUAAAAAUCCAUACAGUAGAUUUAUUACGUGUGAAAGGGGGGCGGGGAGGGGAGGGGAAUUCCGUUCGUGUCACGCGCGCGCGAAAGGACGGAGAGGGACAGAGUGUUAUGUUUUGUGGGAGGUGGAUGAGAGAAAAUCCCUCCUCAUUUCGAUAGACUGGGACUUUCUUCUAGCCGCAUGUUUUCCUAGGAUAGAGGUACCGCAGACAUAUGCUGGUACAUUGCACUGCGCAUCUUUUGUCAAAGGAGCAGAGUGUUUCGUAAAAAAAAUCUCAUGAACAUUUAUUAUGUUUUCCAUUUGUUUUGGUGCCAGCUUUAUUUACUUUGUGGUGUGUGUUAGGAAUAUCAACUCAUUGUUAAGUUUUUGCUCCAUAAUAAGUGAUCUGAGAUAAGCAUUUUCCGUAGAAAGUUGAUUGUUGUUCGGAUCACGCCACGUUAUUUGGAUCUGACCUCGGCACGAACUCACAGUGUGCUUGUUCGCGUCGACUGUCUGGUUGGCGGUUAAGUGUCGUGGAAUUUUGUGUUGACGCGCCACGAGCGUUCUGAAGGCGCCCCAUUGCACACGAUGGCGCCUAACGUAGCCUUGCAUUAUUACACACGUCCUUUAUAUGCAAAUGAGGAAGCAGCGCUUUUGCCGCAUUUUGAGCUGCGUGCAUUAUGCAUUUUCGCCUCGACGUGCAGCCAUGGUGCUCGCCCCAGUCAUUCGGGUCCCUAUCGGACGACGAGGAACCUAUCGUGUGAAUGGCGCGCCAAAUUAUUGAAAUCGAUUCUGCUAGUUUUAUUUGUUAUUAUUACACUCAUUGUACUCAUAUGUGGUUGCCAUAUAUUUGUUGCUGUCCGGUUGUGUGUCUUUUUUAACUCAUUUAUCUCAGAUACAGCCAUUUCCUCUCUCGUUUCGUGGGCCCAUUGAGCCCACUCGUGCCAUUUCGUGCUGGAUUCAGUCAUAGACUCCUUUACUAGUCAUAAACAAUUAACCCGCCUCGAUGUCCAUGCUAAGUGAUAUUUGACCUUUUGUUAGCGCGUGGGUUCAAUUUUUUUUUAUUUUAGUUUUUGAAGUGCGACAAAGGAAUCAAGUACAAAAUUAACAAAUACUGGCUAGCUUCCCGCUGUUGCACGGCAAAGGCUGCGUGCGUGUCAAGACGCGACGAGUGAAGUCACAGCAUUUUAUCUUCAACUCUUUCCAAAUCAAAUAUUUUCGCCCAGCGCGUGUUUUGAAGUCUGUUUUUAAAAGAUACUUUAAAUUACAACGUUAAGACAUUAAAAGAGUUGGUGAUGCUUUGAUGUGGCUGCGCUCGAGAGGUAUUUGUCUGCAUCUGGCUCGUCUGGAGUGGGCCUAAGGCUCAAUGUAAAUGGAAAGUACAUGUUUUGUUUGUAAGAGAGUUAUGUCAGCUCUUAUCUUCGGGAUUAAUUUUAAAAUUUUACGUAUAUAAAUAUAUAUAUUUAUAUUUUCCCUUUGUUGUUGUUAUGAAAUGUGGAAGGUCGAUAAUGGAUUCAUAUUUUAUGUCAGGAUCAUGUGUACUUGUUACACGUGGGAAUCUGUUGGGCUUCUGUAAGAUCGAAGCCAAAAACUCUGUGAUAUAAUCUGAUAUAAAUAAGUUAUAUAACAAAUUCUGUA